This is a messenger RNA of Penicillium argentinense, 807 nucleotides long. Its product is annotated as glycoside hydrolase family 16 protein. Lineage: Eukaryota; Fungi; Ascomycota; Eurotiomycetes; Eurotiales; Aspergillaceae. The record is from RefSeq and is a predicted model, not a curated record. Gene Ontology annotation, molecular function: hydrolase activity, hydrolyzing O-glycosyl compounds. The transcript has a single exon. Gene Ontology annotation, biological process: glucan catabolic process. Bases 1 to 807 code for a protein of 268 amino acids.
AUGUACUCCGCAGGCUUUCUCCUCGCCGCCCUUCCGUACCUGACUUCGGCUCUAGCAGGUGGAAAACAUAAAUUGGCGAAACGCGAGAGCACUCUUAUCCCGUCAUCAUGCUUCGACUCAACUUCCUCCCUGACGGAAUAUUUCAACUACAAUUACCCCUGGGGCGACACACACAACGGCGCAGCGAUUAUGAAAGAGGCGCAAUCUGUGAUCGCCGAUUCGGGAACCCUCACUCUGAAUGCUACAUACACAGGGGCAUCCGACUAUGCAUACGACUCGGGCACAGUGUACGCAAAGCAGCAAUUCACUAUCGAAGCAUCCGGAGGCUUAGACUUCUCCGCUGAAUUCAUCGCACCCGUAGCGACGGGUACUUGGCCAGCAUUCUGGUUGAACGGCGUCAACUCCUGGCCCCCAGAGAUUGACAUUGCGGAGUGGAAGGGAUCCGGCGACAUUAGCUUCAACACCUUCAACUCGUCGAGUGAAGUCGAAGCGAAGGAUGUCGAUUAUCCAAGCCCGCCAGACUUUCACAAGGUCCUUGCAGAGCUGCGCGACCAGGACGGGAGCAAUGUCAGCAUCAAUUUCUAUCUUGAUGGAGCUCUCGUCACGACCCAAUACGCCUCGGGACUUGUUGGUGAACCGUUGAAUCUGAUUAUUGAUCUCCAGAUGGAGGGGAGUAGUGGCAGCCCAGGCCCGACAGGUAGUGAGUGCUUUCCUUUCCUUCUCAAGCAGCGGAAUUUUGAAGCUGACACAGAUAGCAGCCACGUUAUUUCAAUCAAGAAUCUCGAGGUUAUCGACAAGAACCCCUGA